GCCACAGCCAGAAUAGCUCUCAGCCUUAAAGAUCUUUUUAAAAAAUAAAAUAAUAAUAAUAAAUGGUCAUUUUAAUUUCAAUUAAAGUCUCGUAAUGGAAGACUGGAAAGCGAUAUGAAAGUGAACACGUAGAGGAAUUUGGUCCAUGCGAGGAACGUACGACGAAGAACUAGACGCGAUUGCUUCGAAUUUUCUUUUCAACUUCUCCCCGUUCAGAUUUCAUUAUUAUCUCCAAUUUUCAGUAUUAUUUUGGAGUUUUUUUUUCUCAUUUUUUGCGGCAAUGUCUGAUGCACCGGCGUCGUCUUCGGGAAUCGUCUUAGAAGGAAUUGAUGAUGUGGAAGAUUACGUUUGGGCAAAUGAAGGAGUAGGAUCAUUGCCAUGGGACCGAUAUAGUCAUGUUUAUGAUCUUAUGGAGAAUGGAAACCGAGCAUUCCGAGAGAAUCGUUUUGAGGAGGCUAUCAACAAUUACUCAAGGGCCAAUAACAUGAAACCUGGUGAUCCUGUUAUUCUUGGUAAUAGAAGUGCUGCCUACAUGAGGAUUAGUCAGUUUCUGAAAGGUAGAUCACCAACAGCUUCUGAAUAUAGACCAUUGAAUGGACUGGAUAUGACAACACUUGCUGAACUUGCUCUUAAGGAUGCUGAGAGGUUAAUGAGCUUGCAAAAUAAUGAAGUAAGAUCCUAUAUCUUAAAGGCCAAUGCUCUAAUUCUGUUGGAAAGAUAUGAGGUGGCAUGGGAUAUUAUUCUUUCUGGUCUUCAAAUUGAUCCUUUCAGUGCCGUUCUCCGGGCUGCUCUUCAGAGUUUGGAGAGGAGGCCUUCCAGCUUGGUGCAGACUAGAGGCCAUGAGGGGCCCGAACGUACUGAUGAUUUUGAUUGCACACUUUGUCUGAAGUUACUAUAUGAACCCAUAACAACACCUUGCGGGCAUUCUUUUUGUCGCUCAUGUUUAUUUCAGACAAUGGAUCGCAGUAACAAAUGCCCAUUGUGCCGAACAGUGUUAUUUAUUAGUCCUAGGACAUGUGCAAUAAGUGUAACGCUAAACAACAUCAUACAAAAGAACUUCCCAGAAGAAUAUGAUGAAAGGAGGUCAGAGCACACAUUCUUUAACUUAUCCUACCAAUUUUGUAUAAAUAAAAGUUUCUUAGUGAGGAGAAUAAUGGAAGGGAAUCAUAGGAUGGGAAUGGUCAUCCGUGAUCCCGCUACAGAUACCAUUGCUGAUUUUGCUUGUGAAGUGGAGAUCACCGAAUGUGAGCCACUUCCUGAUGGACGCUUUGUUCUAGAGAUUGAAAGUCGCCGGAGAUUUCGCAUCCUCAGAUCAUGGGACCAAGAUGGAUAUCGAAUGGCAGAGGUCGAGUGGGUACAAGACGUACCCCCAAGAGAUGCUAGAGAAAGAGAAGAUUUGCAGGAGUUGACAAAUAAUGCAGCAGCAUAUGCUCGGUCAUGGCUAAGUACGGCAAAAGAAGCAACACGAGAUCGAAGAAGGCUUGAGAUGCUCUAUAACGUUGAAGCAAUGAUGCCUAAUACACGAGACCCUGAGCGCUUCAGUUUCUGGCUUGCUACCGUGUCAAAUCGAAGGCCUUCGGAAAAAUUGGAACUGCUACGUAUCCGAGAUACAGGAGAGAGGAUACGAAGGGGACUGAUAUACCUGAGAACAGAAUCACAAGGUCAUCGGUAAUGUACAGUGAUACUUAUGAUAAUAUGGAUGCAGUUUAUAUAUAUAUAUAUAUUUAACAAAUACAAUAAAUUAAUUCGACCUUAAUUUAUAUAUAUAUAUAUUUGAUUCAAUAUUCUUUGGGCCACACUAUAGAAGUCUGUGGGUCCCUAUGUUUGUUGUAAAGUCAUUAUUUUGAAUCCAAUUUCUUGAAUGCUUU
This is a messenger RNA of Hibiscus syriacus, 1868 nucleotides long. Its product is annotated as LON peptidase N-terminal domain and RING finger protein 3-like. The record is from RefSeq and is a predicted model, not a curated record. Gene Ontology annotation, molecular function: protein binding. The transcript is spliced from 18 exons. The coding region runs from base 146 to 1672 and encodes 508 amino acids. Lineage: Eukaryota; Viridiplantae; Streptophyta; Magnoliopsida; Malvales; Malvaceae.